Messenger RNA from Meira miltonrushii, 3073 nucleotides. RefSeq lists its product as uncharacterized. Gene Ontology annotation, molecular function: protein binding. The record is from RefSeq and is a predicted model, not a curated record. The coding region runs from base 243 to 2879 and encodes 878 amino acids. The transcript has a single exon. Lineage: Eukaryota; Fungi; Basidiomycota; Exobasidiomycetes; Exobasidiales; Brachybasidiaceae.
GAUUGCUAAUAUGUUACUGUCAACCGUCACAAGGGCGCAUACACCCCGAUUGAUACGCCACAGAGAAAAGGGCUGAUGCUUGAUAAAUAAUAUCAUGACAUCCUUAUAAAGCUGUCCCAACAACUCACAUUCAUCCCACCACAUCAACAACCAUCUUUUGAUUUCAUGCCACCGAUUGAUAACUGCAUCGGUUUCCCGAUUCAACAUCAAACGAGCAAAAGGAGAAGGUAUUGAUCGUCAAGAUGGAAGAAUCACAAGAAUCCCGCAAAUCUUGCAAGCCUUCUUUAGAUAGCCUACCGCACGAAACCAUACAUGCGAUCAUCAAACAUUUAGACAGGCCUAGCGAUAUACAUAGAUUAUCAUUGGUUAGCAAAACAUUAAGAUUUGUUGCAACGGAAGAUAUAGUUUGGAGACCGAUCGUAAGAGAAUGUUUAGGACAAAGUCCGCCCAUUCGAUCAUCAAAUCUCAAAGCUCUCAAUGAUCCGCCAGCACCAUGGCAUGCGCCUUUUGGAAUGAUCUCAACGGGAAGAAGUCAUGCAUCUCGGGAACGAUGGAAUCCGCCUUCGAUGUAUGCUUCGAAAGAGGAUGGUAUAGAAGAUUCUACAGAUCAAAUAGACUUGUCCACAUUCGAAGGCGUUCAGAGCUAUCAUCAAUUGUAUUGGCUCUUCGUCAGACCGUUUGCCCAUUUGCUGGGCUGGUGGCUAGGUGAUGUGCCUAGCUAUGGAAUGGCAAUACGGAUCAUCUUUAAUCCCGCCUAUGAACUGGAACAAGACGAUGGCGUAAUGAAAACGCCGGCAUUUGUUUGUCAGAAAUUACACUUUGUCAACCGGUUUUAUGGUACGUAUACCCCAGCAUCUAGAGAUCAAUGGAGAAACGCAACCGGACUGCAUGCAUUCAAUAGCAAUAAUGAAGGCACAAGUAUAGAAACAGAUUUCUUGAGCGUAGACAUUUCAUUGCCAGGAGUCAAGACGGAGGAUUUAUGGGCCGCUACCUGGCAUGAUACUCGAUUAUCGAAUAUGGCAGAUCUGCAAAAGGGAAAAAACGUUGCCCGUAUACGAUGGAAAGGUGCAGAGCAUUCUCAUCAUGCACAACCUUUUGGUACGGUUGAGCACAGCGAUGAGAACGAAUACAGAGCAAGGGAACGACACAUCUCUCCUUCCAGAAACGGUGUCCGCAAUAGAAGUACGAGUGGAUCGCAGGAUGCCUUGGAGGGACGAAGUAGAAGACGUUCUUCCAGAUUGUCACGCUUUGACCCUGAUUAUUUGGAGAUUGAUGGCUCACGUAGAUUACGUCCGGGUGAUAAUUGGUCACAAUUUGUUGCCGCAUCGGCUUUGGACGCCAUAGAAGCUGGACAAUUCAAUCAUAUACCAGUCCAGCAAAGAACGAUCCGACAACGAUGUGGUGAUCGAUUGCAUACCGUUUACUUGACUUCUGGUGCAGUGUGCACUGCAGCUGCAUCUUCUGCAAAUACCACGAGUGCUAAUGACCUUCUUUCUAUCAAUGUUGGUCCUCAACAAUUAUACUACGGGUCAGACGUUAGCAAGAAUAGAGGCUUCGGUGUCAAGUUAUCCAACUUUCUUCCUUUGCCACCAAUUGAGUUUCCUUCACCGGCUUUGCUGCCUUUGCUUCGUGAUCUCUAUAGCUCUGAUGAUUUGCACAAGGCGGAAAGGCAAGUUGAUGUUCCCGCAAAUUCAUCCACAGCAUUUGAAGAUUUCCUUAGCUUUGGAACCGCUUUCGAUCUUCCAAUGAUGCAAAUGGAACCAUGUCCGCCUUAUCGCCCCUGGCCACAUCUUUCGCAACCGUUGCCGAAUGGAUUACGAUUUGUGCCGGUCAAAUCACCUCCUAUUCAAACCAGGAUACCACUUUCAAGACACGUCGGCUUGAACAACGAAGGUGAUACAAUCUACGAGCAUCCUCAAUCCGUUCCAGCACAUCUUGACCCUGCGAGUGAAAAGUUCGAUUGGGAUUCAAUCAAUGGACUUUAUUCUAUGACGUAUGGACCAUGGGGUCAAGAGUUAAUCUACAUUCGUUCGCGUAUCUUGACUGUGCAUGAUUUCGCACCGGAUGAUUUGUAUUUGUCCGAUCACCUGUCUUACUCAGAUGAGGCGUUGAUUGUACGACCUACGGGACCGCAUGGCACAGGACAUGAAAAGAAAGAUCAACCUGAUGAUUCGAAUGAAUUUGGCCAUACGCAUACCAGUCAAGUUCCAUCAAAGAAGCGUGCAAGAGAGAUUUUGAGCGAAGGAUUGCAUUGGCAACCUGAACCUUUUGUUGACACGUCUGAUCUGGAAUUACCGCCAAGUCAGACUGCAUUUAUUCGACCUGGCUGUAGGGUGAUCGAAGGUAUGAAAUGUACUGGUGAUGCAAACGUUCCGCGUGGGUCGAUCACUUUCCGUGCAUUUUCGCGUGGACCAAAUGAGGAUGAAUGUGUGGCAUACUUUCCGCCUGAAGCAACACAAGCACGUCAUACGCCUUGGGAUGGUAGACAAACACGACAAGAUGAAUUCGAUACGGAUGAAGAAGAUGAAGAUGGAGGAAAUGAAGAUGAUGAAGAAGCACAAGCAAAUCAAUUACCGCCAACGCUUGAUGCAUUCUUUCGUCUUCACGGUCCACGUAGACGUAGAACAAUCUUUUCUGUUCGUCAACAAGCAACCGCACGCAGAGAAGGUCAACAAGGACAAGAUCCGUUCAACACUGCCCUACCACAAGGCCCAGGUAGGAUUCUGGAUUGCGCGACAGGCAGGUUGGCAAUGGAAGGAUUCGUGAAUGCAGGAUGUUGGCGUAGAUGCAGCAUAAAGAUUAAUUCUCCCGAUGAACUUUGUGUUCAUUGGCAUGCAUUGCAUAAAGUAGCAUUGGCAAAGAGGUUGACCAAUGUGUAAACAACGUAUGUCAAUAAUUUGUAUCUUACUUUUCUGGAUUAAUAAGUUCUGUAUUAUACCAUAUCGUGUUGCGAUCUCUCAUCAUCAGAAAUUUUGUUAGAAAGAUAAUGGGUAUUCGUAAUGAAAGUGUUCUUUUUUAAUGUACAUAAGAAAUAGUAUGAUCACGACGAUUGCGAUUUGAAGCAGACUUGCUG